Entamoeba dispar SAW760 is the source of this 927-nucleotide messenger RNA. RefSeq lists its product as uncharacterized. Bases 1 to 927 code for a protein of 308 amino acids. The transcript has a single exon. NCBI's taxonomy places the organism in Eukaryota, Evosea, Mastigamoebida, Endamoebidae. The record is from RefSeq and is a predicted model, not a curated record.
AUGGAAUAUUUUGUUGAUCCAAAAACAUGUGAGAAAAGAGGAGUUUAUGGUGAUGAAGGAAUAGAAAUAGAAGAUUGUAUGCGUAGAAGCACUAAAGAAGAUGAUGCAUGGGUAUUAUAUAGAUAUUGUAUUAGAAGACAGAGAAGAUGGUAUACAAAACCAAAAACUAUUAAAUAUGGUGAUAUUAAACAUAAAAUUACACAAAUAUCAGAAUAUGUUUCAGAACCACCAAUUAAACCAUUAAAACAUCAAAGAAAACCAACAAAAAUAGUAGUUUAUACAGAUUCAUUUUGUUAUUCUGCUUGUUCAUUUAUAACAAAAGGAAUAAAAGAAUGGGGAGGAGCUAUUAUUGUUGGAUUUGAUGGUGAUCCAUAUGGUAAAGAUGAAGAAUUUGAAGUAGGACAAGCACCAUCAAAUAGAAUGAUAAGUAUAAUUACAGAAAAACAAUAUGAUUACAAACCAUUAGAAUUUUCACUUAGUUAUAGUAUUUUAGAAACAUUUAAACAUAAUUAUAAAUAUAAUGAAAAUAUUCCGAGAGAAUUUAUAAAAGAUAUAGUAGAUGAAAGAGUAAAUAUAUAUCCAUAUGUUAUAGGAGAUGAAAUAAUAGAAGAAUUUGAAGAAGAAACAAAGAAGAUAAUAGAGAAAUAUCAAACAAAAUGUAAUCCAAAGAAUAAAAGAUUGGUUAAAAUAGAUAAUAAAUGUGAUAAAGAAAUUAAUAUAAAACAUGGACAUGGAGGAUAUGAAUGUGGAGAUAAAGGAGAAUGGAGUACAAAAUGUGUACUAGCUUAUUGUGACUCAGGAUACAAGUUUGAUUAUAAUAAAAAUAAAUGUGUUAAAGGAAUUUGUGCAUAUCCAAGUAGUGGAAAUAGAAUAAUGACAAUAAAUCUAGUUAUGAUUAUUGUUGGAUUAAUGAUGAUAAUUGUUUAA